ACCAGUGCUGAGAACGUUCCAAGCCCCAUAGCAGAAUGGGGACACUCUUACGACUCCUGGCCUGGACGCUGCUGUCUGCUGGGCUGACAGUUGGUCAAGAAGGACAACAAACCACUCCUCAGUCUGUGACUAUCAUCCCAACCCUGACUAAGAUACCGCUGAUCUCAGGAGUGAGCCCUACUCACAAUGGCCGAGUUUGCAGCACAUGGGGAAACUACCACUUCAAGACUUUUGAUGGGGACGUCAUCCAAGUGCCAUCCACCUGUAACUUUGUCCUAAGCUCUCUGUGCAAGAGCGACUACGAAGAGUUCAACAUCCAGAUGAGGAGGCAAGUGGUGGACGGCCUGCCCACCAUCAGCAAGAUCACCAUGAAGCUGGACGGGACAGUGGUGGAGCUCCUCAAAGACUCAGUCCUCGUCAACAAAAUCAAUGUCAAGCUGCCAUACAGCCAGCUUGGAGUUCUCAUUGAGCCGACCCCCGCUUACAUUAAAAUUACAUCCAAGCUGGGCCUGGUUGCCACGUGGAACAAAGAUGACUCCUUCUUGAUGGAAAUGGACAAAAAAUUCAGAAACCAGACGUGUGGGCUCUGCGGUGACUUUAACGGGGUGCAGACCUAUGACGAGUUCUUUAAAGAUGGAGCAAGAUUAUCUGCAAUUGACUUUGCUAACAUCUGGAGGAUGGACAGCCCCACAGAAGACUGUGAAGAACCUGCACCGUUGCCUAAAAAGAGGUGCAAAACUGUGGAGCUGCAAGAGGCUUGCGCGAAGCUAAUGUCCCAAGAGGCCUUCAGCAGUUGCCAGGACCUGGUGGCCAGCGAUUACCUAAUGAAAGCCUGCGUUUCUGACAUGUGCAACUGCAAAAAGAGCAGCAGCUCUUUUUGCCUGUGUAACACCAUCUCGGAGUACUCGCGACAGUGCGUACACGCUGGUGGACAGCCACAGCAGUGGAGGACCCAGCAAUUCUGCAGCAAAUCCUGUCCCUUUAACAUGGAGUACCAGGAGUGUGGAACCCCGUGCAUCGACACUUGCUCUAACCCACAGAGAAGCCAGAUGUGUGACCAGCACUGUACUGACGGCUGCUUCUGCCCACCUGGGACAAUUUUUGAUGACAUCAAGCAGACUGGCUGUAUCAAAGUAGAACAGUGCUCUUGUACCUAUAAUGGAAGAACAUACAGUCCAGGAGAAUCUUACAGAAGCGGAUGCUCGAAAUGUACAUGUUCUGGGGGUGAGUGGAGCUGUGAGGAACUGGAAUGCCCUGGAACCUGUUUUGUAGAGGGUGGGUCACAUAUCACCACUUUCGACGGAAAAGCCUACAGCAUUAAUGGGCAGUGCUCCUUCGUCCUGGCCAAGCAAUGUGAAGGGACGGAUUUCACAGUACUGGCAGACUUACAAAAAUGUGGCCUAAGCGACACAGAGACCUGUCUGAAGGCUGUGAUCAUCCGAGUCCCAGAUACUAUCAUCUCCAUCCAGUCAAACGGAGCUGUCUCUGUAAAUAGUUUAGCUGCUCCACUGCCACUUUCUACAGAUAAGGUCACCAUCUUCAACCCAUCCACAUUCUACGUCAUUGCCGAAACCAUUUACGGGCUCCAGCUGACGAUCCAGCUGGUUCCAGUCAUGCAGGUCUACAUCACCUUAGACCCCUCAUACAAGGGGACAACCUGUGGUCUGUGUGGAAACUUUAACAAUAUCCAAUCAGAUGACUUCAAAUCCACGAGUGGACUGGUGGAAGGCACCGCAGCAGCAUUCGCCAACACCUGGAAGGCUAGGGCCAGCUGCCCCGAUGUUAAGGGCAGCUUUGAGAACCCCUGCGGUCUUAGCGUGGAGAACGAGCAAUAUGCCCAGUACUGGUGCUCCUUCCUGACAGACCCAAAAGGACCAUUUUCCCAGUGCCAUUCUGAGAUAAGCCCAGACAGUUACAAAGCACAAUGCAUGCAUGACAGCUGCAACUGCGAGAAGAGCGAAGACUGCAUGUGUGCUGCACUCUCUUCCUACGUCUACGCCUGUGCCGUCAAAGGCAUCAUACUCAAAGGAUGGAGAGAAACUGCCUGCAAGAAAUACACCAGCUGCCCAAGCUCAAUGGUGUUUCAGGACAGCAUGACCAGCUGCAAGCGCACCUGCCGCUCUCUCAGUGAGCCUGACUACACCUGCCAGGUAGACUUCUUACCUGUGGACGGCUGCGGUUGUGAAGAGGGAACCUACAUGAACCAAGAAAACCAAUGUGUCCCUGCCACAAGCUGUCCCUGUUACCACAAGGGGGUGGAGGUUGAAGCAGGAAAGACAAUCACCAAGAACGGGGCUACAUGGUAAGGCCUUUGCUGUGUG
This is a messenger RNA of Anguilla rostrata (American eel), 2321 nucleotides long. RefSeq names its product mucin-5AC-like. The transcript is spliced from 18 exons. The record is from RefSeq and is a predicted model, not a curated record. Lineage: Eukaryota; Metazoa; Chordata; Actinopteri; Anguilliformes; Anguillidae. Gene Ontology annotation, cellular component: extracellular matrix. The coding region runs from base 36 to 2306 and encodes 756 amino acids. Gene Ontology annotation, molecular function: protein binding.